Molecule: messenger RNA, 2011 nt
Organism: Chlorocebus sabaeus (green monkey)
Lineage: Eukaryota; Metazoa; Chordata; Mammalia; Primates; Cercopithecidae
Gene: PSPH
Product: phosphoserine phosphatase
Biological process (GO): L-serine biosynthetic process; dephosphorylation
Cellular component (GO): cytoplasm
Molecular function (GO): magnesium ion binding; L-phosphoserine phosphatase activity
Source: RefSeq, a predicted model, not a curated record
GACCGUGCUCCUUGGUUCCGGUGUCGCAGCUCAGUGGGGCGAGUUUUGUGGACCCGGGAGCCCAGGACGCAGGCGGGGCUUGUGCUUCGCGGGGGCAGGGCGUAGGGUGGGCCUCCUCCCGCCUCUACUCUCGCGGUUUGCUCCUCAGUCUCCUUUGUUUGCUGAUUUUAUGCCUUUCUUUUUUUUUUUUGAGACGGAGUCUCGCUCUGUCGCCCAGGCUGGAGUGUGGUGGCGCGAUCUCGGCUCACUGCAAGCUCCGCCCCCCGGGUUCACGCUUUUAUCUCUUUCAUUGGAGCUUUUUGGACCCUGUGCUUGACGGUGCCCUAGGUGCCGUGGGGAGUCUGAUAAGCACCCUGCCCCGGGAUCAUUCUGUGCUGUGAGGCCUAGCGAAGAUGAAGAUAGAAUGCAAGGUAGAAAGUGCUGGAUACCUUUAGAAAGCUGCAGAACUGGUGCGAUGGGAGUUGAGACGUAAGAACGUGCCCGUCCGUAGGGCUCUGGAUGCUGCUGAGGCCCGAGGCCCCCAUGGCAGAUUUGAAAACUCACCCUUGUAGAGUCAUUCCUGCCUUUGAGAGGACUCCCUGUUAAGGCAGGUGUGCAAUGGCAUAAUCCUGGGUCACCACAACCUCUGCCUCCCGGGUUCAAGCGAUUCUCUUGCCUCAGCCUCCUGAGCAGCUAGGAUUACAGUUUACAGAAGCACUUGCAGAACUCUUCAGAAGCCACCCCGCUUAUCAGCAGAUUUCAAGAGAGCGUUCAGUGGAGACCCUGAGUCUGCACAGUUCACCUCCCUGGGAACUGCUCGCCUGAGCGUUGGAGCCGGCGCUGGCCCCCUGCAGCGGAAAGGAGCCCCGGAGGCCCAGGACACAGCGGAAGGAACAGGAAGAGAAGAGUGUGGUCUACUAGAAAUCUAGCACUGGAGACACGAGGAAAAUUCUUCCAACAAUGGUCUCCCACUCAGAGCUAAGGAAGCUGUUCUACUCAGCAGAUGCUGUAUGUUUUGAUGUUGACAGCACGGUCAUUAGAGAAGAAGGAAUCGAUGAGCUAGCCAAAAUCUGUGGCGUUGAGGACGCGGUGUCAGAAAUGACACGGCGAGCCAUGGGCGGGGCAGUGCCUUUCAAAUCUGCUCUCACGGAGCGCUUAGCCCUCAUCCAGCCCUCCAGGGAGCAGGUGCAGAGACUCAUAGCAGAGCACCCCCCACACCUGACCCCCGGCAUAAGGGAGCUGGUAAGUCGCCUACAGGAGCGAAAUGUUCAGGUUUUCCUAAUAUCUGGUGGCUUUAGGAGUAUUGUAGAGCAUGUUGCUUCAAAGCUCAAUAUCCCAGGAACCAAUGUAUUUGCCAAUAGGCUGAAAUUCUACUUUAACGGUGAAUAUGCAGGUUUUGAUGAGACACAGCCAACAGCUGAAUCUGGUGGAAAAGGAAAAGUGAUUAAACUUUUAAAGGAAAAAUUUCAUUUUAAGAAAAUAAUCAUGAUUGGAGAUGGUGCCACAGAUAUGGAAGCCUGUCCUCCUGCUGAUGCUUUCAUUGGAUUUGGAGGAAAUGUGAUCAGGCAACAAGUCAAGGAUAAUGCCAAAUGGUAUAUCACUGAUUUUGUAGAGCUGGUGGGAGAGCUGGAGGAAUAACAUCCACUGUCACACAGCUCCGAACACCUUCAGAUGGAUUUUUACAAGUGAUACAGGUUGAUACUGUUUGCUUACAAUUGCCUAUUACCACUUGCUAUAGAAAGUUGGCACAGAUGAUCUAUACUUUAAACUACAGUUAGGACUCCUAGAAGAUUGCUUUUUUUUUUUUUUUUAAAUUGUAGUUCCAGUAUUAUAUGAUGACUAUUGAUUUCCUGUAGAGUUUUGUAAUCUGAAUUCUUUCUGUAUAUUCCUAGCUAUAUUUCAUACAAAAUGUUUUAAGGGUGGAGAGUCAAACAAACACCUUUACUCUUAGAAAGAUGGAUUCGGCAGCCUUUGGUGAAUAUUGGUUUCGCUUUGGUAUAUCAAUAAAAGUUUAUCCAUGUGUCAGAAUGGA